Messenger RNA from Carassius carassius (crucian carp), 2690 nucleotides. RefSeq names its product host cell factor C2 (gene hcfc2). Lineage: Eukaryota; Metazoa; Chordata; Actinopteri; Cypriniformes; Cyprinidae. The coding region runs from base 108 to 2183 and encodes 691 amino acids. The record is from RefSeq and is a predicted model, not a curated record. Gene Ontology annotation, biological process: regulation of DNA-templated transcription; chromatin remodeling. The transcript has 15 exons. Gene Ontology annotation, molecular function: protein binding; transcription coactivator activity. Gene Ontology annotation, cellular component: histone methyltransferase complex.
CACAGAGACGUUUUCACGCACGGGAAAGCGCUAAGAAUUGUUUGCAUGCAGUCCGCCUUUACGCGAUUGCAAUUGUGCAAAAUCAAACCUAUGUGAAAUAACCUAUUAUGAUUAAUAAGGGGCCCAUAUGGAAAAGAGUGCGGUCUUACGCUGGACCCGUUCCGAGGGCAAGGCACGGGCACCGGGCCGUGUCUAUACGAGAGCUGGUGGUUGUGUUUGGAGGUGGAAACGAGGGAAUAGCGACCAAUCUGCAUGUUUAUAACUCAGUGACUAGGCAGUGGUUCCUGCCGGCAGUGAGAGGCGAUAUCCCACCUGGUUGUGCCGCUCAUGGCUUUGUUUGUGAAGGCACACGGAUCCUGGUGUUCGGAGGGAUGGUUGAAUUUGGACAGUAUACCAACAGCCUCUAUGAACUGCAGGCCAGUCGAUGGUUGUGGAAGAAACUGAAGCCACGCCCACCGAGGAACGCAUCACUUCCAUGCCCACGGAUUGGCCACAGCUUCACUCUUCACGCUAAUAAGUGUUACCUUUUUGGUGGAAUGGCCAAUGACAGUGAAGACCCAAAUGGAAAUAUACCACGGUAUUUAGAUGACUUCUAUGAGCUGGAGCUGCAGGUCCAGUCUGGGGUUAAAGGCUGGAACAUCCCUGAAAGCAGAGGUGGAGGGCCGUCAGCCAGGGAAUCCCAUAGUUCUGUGAUGUACUGUGGCAAAGGGGGAAGUGGUCCAAAGCUGUACAUAUUUGGGGGCAUGUGCGGGCACAGACUGAAUGAUUUGUGGCAACUAGACAUUGAGACUAUGACUUGGUCAUUACCUCUAAUCAGUGGUCAGCUGCCGCUACCCAGGAGUCUGCACACCUCCAAUGUGAUUGGAAACAAGUUAUAUGUGUUUGGAGGCUGGGUUCCCGUUGGAGAGGCAGAGGAUGCACUCGCCGCUGAUGGAGUCAAGUGGGUCUGCACCAACUCUCUUUCCAUGCUAAACCUUGACACAAUGACAUGGUAUGACUUGACACCAGAAGAACACCAGCAGGGAUCGGCUUCAGAUGUACAGUUGGACAAACAGGAAGAGGGUAAUGCACACUGGCCGAAAGCACGAGCUGGACACUGUGCAGUAACCGUCGGCACUCGUCUGUAUGUCUGGAGUGGGCGAGAUGGAUACAAAAAGUCCAAUAACUACCAGGUGUGCUGCAAAGAUCUGUGGUACCUUGAAACAGAGAAGCCUUCCACUCCUGGUGCAGUGUUCCUUGUGAAGUCUACAAUUAAUAUGCUGCAUGUCGCCUGGCGGCCCCUACCUGCGGCUGAAUGUUAUUUGCUUCAGCUGCAGCCAAUCACAUCUCAGUCCACACCAUCAGACACUGGAGACAGAAAGAAAUCUGUACAAAUAGACUCCCAGCCAAAUGAAGAUGUCAAAGUCAGAAGAGAAAAAGAAUCUUCUUCCCAGGAAAGCAUUUUGAGGCCAAAAGAACUAGAACGAGACAUUUCUCUAAUACCAUCCCAACAGUCUGAGGACUCUGUGUGGUUUGAUGUGGGUGUGUUUAAAACACUGUAUUGUGAGGUUACACACUACUUCCUGCCUUCUGAGGAAGGUGACAUGGCCUCGACCCUGUUUGGUCGAAACGCAUCUGACAGUGAGUGGGAGCUGCCGGGUCCUCAUUGUUUUAAGGAUCGUGAGAAGCAGGAAUUGGCCUCAGGUGUCACAUACAAAUUCCGGGUGGCCGGACUGAACAGCCGUGGCCUGGGCAACUUCAGUCCCGUCAGCGAGUUUAAAACCUGCCAGCUUGGAUUUCCUGGAGCGCCAUCUGCUGUAAAAAUCACCAAGGAUAAAGAUUCAGUGCAUAUCACCUGGGAGCCUCCCACCUCUCCGUCGGGGAAGAUCACAGAGUAUUCCAUGUACUUGGCUGUGAGGAAGAGUCGAGGGAACAGCGGGGAGCGACCUGGUGAGCUGGCCUUCAUCCGAAUCUACCGUGGCACCAAGACCUCAUGCACAGUCAGUGAAAGCCAGCUGAGCAAUGCGCACAUCGACUGCUCGGCACGGCCUGCUGUCGUCUUCCGUAUCGCUGCCAAGAACGAGCAGGGCUACGGUCCGGCCACUCAGAUCCGCUGGCUGCAAGAUGCAAGUAAACUGAAAUCGUCAGCGGGCCAGGCAGACUCCAGUCCUCCAGCAGCAGAGCCUGACACCACUUGCAGAUGAACUCUCACCCCUGAUGGGUCGCAAGCUGCUGCACUGACCGCCAAAGCUCUAAUACUUCAGGACUGCAACUCACUCUUGAUUAUUUCACAAUGCCUUUUUCCAUUUUACUCUUGUACUCUCCUGAUGACUGACUGAUCUCAGUUCACUGUUUUUCGAUAUUUUGAUUGCCUUUUAAUGUCAUGGUUUUGUUUAUACUGUAAGCUUUAGGUUUAUCAGUAUAAGCCAAAAAGGUCAUUAUCAUUGUAAAAUGUACAUAUUAUGUUAACACUUUUUAUACCGAGAUCAUACGUUUAUUUUUAUUAUGAGUUGUUGUAGCCACAGGCAACACUUUUUUAAUGCCUUCAAAUCCCUAAUAUGUUUUUGUGGGCAAAAUGUAUUCACGCCUUAGUGGAAAAGGAGCUGCUUCCCCAUAUCUUAAACUGCAUGUAUGUUUCUUAAAAUAGGCUCCUGUAUUUUUAGGAACUGCAUAAUUGAUAGUAGUUGAAACAUAAACAGCUCCACCAGAGA